GCUGCUGCAGCUCGAGUGGAUGCGGGCUGGAGGUGGAAGCGGAUGAGUGACUUUAAGCGCAAGGAUUUAUCUCGGUACUUUUUUUUUUGGAGAAGUUUUGGGAUUAAGUUUAGAAAAAGCUUAGCUCGUCUUUGCGGGUGCUGAACAGUCUGAUACACACCGCACGUGAAGUCUGCUGCACCAGACGGGGACUGGCCAGAACUGGAAAACUUUUCUCGCAACUCUGACUUCUUUUUUUUUUACCUUAACACGAUUGUCUUGUUAUGGUCACCCUUCACCAGCUCGCUUUGCGGCUCCUCGUUGACUUCGCGUCUCCAGCUGUGACAGGAUAUGAAACCAUCUAGGAGGAACGUUGUUUUGACGCCGCGCGAUGGAACUACAGAAGCCCACAUGAAGUCGAACUUUUUUAAGAUUCAUUCUUCCUGGAAAUGACAAGUCGUGCCAUAUUGAUGGGUCGGACGGCGGUUUUGAUAAGCGGUGUGUUGAUCCUAAUCUUCGGUCUAUGUGUCGCGUCUCCUAACCACAGCCGUCGGCUGGUCUGCUGGAAAGCCAUCCUGAAGUGCCACGGAGAGCCGGAGUGCCAUUACGCGUACGACCAGUACCUUUAUGCCUGCGCGUCUGUCCUCAACGGGAACCGCAAGAAGUGUCCCAGCCACUGCAUAUCCUCUCUCAUUCAGCUCAAUAUGACCCAAAGCGGGCCGGGUCUGGAGGACUGCGACUGCGCCGUGGACCCGGUCUGCAGGGCCACCAAGCAGGCCAUCGAGCCGUGUCUGCCGCGGACCAGCACCGUGGGCUGCACCGAGGCCCGGCGGCAGUGCGAGAUGGACCAGUCGUGCAGCUCUGCCAUGAGGGAUUACUUAUUCCACUGCCGAAAGCUGUUCGGAGGGGAGAGGUGCUCGGACGGCUGCCGCAGAGUGAUCGCCGACAUGCGCUCCAUACCGAAAGCGCAGCAGCUCGACACUUGUGAGUGCGACGGCACGGAGAGGAACAUAUGCGAGUACAUCAAAGUCAGCAUGAAAACUUUCUGCUCGGAUUCGAGCGAUAGGUUCACGGGAAGCGGCUUAUCGGACACCGAGGACGAUUCCGAAGACGAUUACUUCGACCAGGAGGAUUAUCAAUAUGUAGAAAACUCGAGUGACUCCCCACCUUGUCAGACUGUCCUAAAUGUCCUGACCACCAUUUUGGUUUUAACCAAAUUUAUCUGAAAAGGCUGCUGGAAAGCCAGAGACUCAUUGUUGGAAUUAAAAAUCAACUCACUAGAAUCUGUCUGCUUUGUUGUAAUCACCCAUUUUUUUGUCCUUAAACUAACAUGUGGGCCUUUUAAAUUCAACACUUAACUUUCUGAUCUGCACAAGUUCAUACAAUUCAGGACACGUUUGUAAAUCACUCAAAUGUUAUAUUUCAUCUGAUAAUGCCGAAGGAGCCUAUUUUUUUGUGUAUGUCAGCUAUGUAAAGAUAAAUUGUACAGUAUAUUGUAUAAAAUUUUAUUUUUUGUCAGAAUAUAUCUUUAUGAGUGAUAAAAGAUUUGCACUGUAUGAAUAGAUGAGUCCCACUCUUUCACUGCAUUAAGGCCACACAGGAAGGGAAACUGUUUGAAAGUGCCUAAAAGUCUUAAAACUGGCCCAAUUCACCAUGAUGUGACCAUAUCAGAGGCGUGCUGUGAAAGCUGAGCAGUUUUCUUUUACCAGCUGGACAGAGACUUUCCCCACAACCCCUUCAUUAAAAGCCAAAGUUGAUGUAAGCCACUGCCAUGUGUCUAAAUCCCAGGGCAGAUACCAGAGUGACACACUUGACCUUGUAAACGUGGAUGUUUGCAUAAAGGUUUAAAGUAAAACUAUUCAAACAGACGAGAGGAAGGUGAACUCCUCCUCCUCUCGGGGAUUUGCAGCACAAAUGGAGCCAAGGAUCUGCUCGGUCAGUUUGUUUAUCCUCACCCCGUGUGUUUGUUAGAAGUCUUCACAAAAGACCCUCUGAGAAAAUAAAAGCUGUCUGCGUGCGGGUGGGUGGAGAUAUCAAGUGCCCAACACACUCCUCUGAAUGUACAGGCACAUUAAAUAAAGACCAGUUUUAAAAUGAUUCAUUUGUGGCUCUGUCUUUAAAUUUCAAUCCCUUUGUUUUUUUGAUAGUAGGCUUUACACAUCGAUUAAAGGAGUGCAAAGAAAUGUUGGUGAUUCUGCAGUAAUCUCUGUUCUGUUUUUGUCAAAUGUAAGUACCUCAGAUUACAUAAAUAAUUUGAAAAAAGUCCA
Messenger RNA from Anarrhichthys ocellatus (wolf-eel), 2246 nucleotides. RefSeq names its product growth arrest-specific 1b (gene gas1b). Gene Ontology annotation, biological process: regulation of cell cycle. The coding region runs from base 429 to 1205 and encodes 258 amino acids. The transcript has a single exon. Lineage: Eukaryota; Metazoa; Chordata; Actinopteri; Perciformes; Anarhichadidae. The record is from RefSeq and is a predicted model, not a curated record.